ACGUGAGUGGGGGGAGGGUGGGCCUAAAUGGUGUUAAUAACGGAGGAAGGAAGUGGAAAACUUCAGGAGAAUGGCGUCGCCGGAAGAAUGGGACCAGUCGGCGUUCAGCCGGGCCCUAACAAAGAGGUCAGACCAACGCCUGUCAUGUCCGUCACUGAAGUGGACAAGGAUGGCGACCACAGCGAGGAAUCGGGAGAAAACGAGGAGGUCGAAGCUGAUUACACCCGGAAUUACUGGGAGGAUGAGGACGAUAUCUAUCAAGAGUUUGAGGAAUUAGACUUUGAGGCCCUGUCGGAGGACUCGGACACGAGGAGCAUCGCCUCUGACGAUUCCUUCUACCCCAUCGACAGUUCCGUGGGGUCGGACGGUCUCCGCUCUCCCAGCCCCGAGAGUCCGGAGCCCAUCACCUUCUUUAAGGCGUGCUGCAACAACAACGCCAUCAUCGUCAAGAUCAUGAUCAGACAAGGAGUGACGGAGGAGGAAGUGCAGGAGACGGACCGGAACAGAAGAUCGGCACUGAUUGUUGCUUGUUACCAUGGUUACGUGGACGUGGUCAUUGCCCUGGCUCAAUGUCCUUACAUUGACGUCAACUGGCAGGACAACGAGGGCAACACUGCCCUCAUUACCGCAGCACAAGCAGGUCACGUGAUCAUCUCCUACUUCCUGCUCAACUACUUCAGUGGACUGGACAUCGAGAGGAGGAACUGUCACGGCUUCACAGCCUUGAUGAAGGCGGCCAUGCAGGGUCGGGCCGACUGUUGCCGCAUGAUCAUGCUGGCCGGAGGCGACGUCCAAGCCCGGGACGGCGGGCGCAAGAUGACGCCCAGAGAGUGGGCUCUGUUCACGGGCCGCUACGAGACCGCCAACCUGAUGUACCGCCUCAUGAUGAAGCCGUGUGCCGAGCAGUUCUGUGACUGCUUCAGCCUGGAGUGGCCCCUGCUGGAGGAUUUGGUGUCCCAGGCCCAAGAGCCCAAGUCCUGCUGCAAGCGUCUGGUGGGCCUCCUGUCCUGUUGCCCUUUCAGAUUUUACCUCAGCAACAAGGUCAACCCUCUGGAUGACGGCGUUCUGGAACACAUGGUCAGAAUCACCACCGGUCUCAGCAGUCCGGUCGUCGCCACCGCCUGUCGCACCGUGUGCCCGGGGAGCCCCCCCUGCCUGGGGAAACGGCGCUACGCGGUGCAGGAUAUCCUCAGGAAACAACGGCUGGCCGACCUUAAGAACCUGGGCCCCGAGAGACUGAACCACUACAAGACCUUCUUCCAGAACUCCCGCGUCCUCCUCAUCCCCAAGGCCAGGGAUCGCCGGGCCAGCCUCCAACCUCAGAUUCUGACGGACAUGGCGGCGGCGGCGUCCUCGGUGGCCAUGAGGCGGGCCAGUCUGCUGCCCCUCCACCUGUUGAGGAGGAGCAGCGUGCGGCCGGGCAUCGUGGUGCCCAAGGUGAGGCUCUGCAAGGCGCCGGCUCCUUCCUUCAUACCGGAAAAACUGCGACGGACUCAGAACUACCAACAGCUGCAGAUCCCAAAGUGGAACUACAAGAUGAAGAAGGUGGAGAGGAAGAGGGAGGAGAGACAGAGACUUUUACCGAUGACCAGGAGAAGAUGA
Entelurus aequoreus (snake pipefish) is the source of this 1602-nucleotide messenger RNA. It is a transcript of the gene ankrd33bb, whose product is annotated as ankyrin repeat domain 33Bb. The record is from RefSeq and is a predicted model, not a curated record. The transcript is spliced from 5 exons. NCBI's taxonomy places the organism in Eukaryota, Metazoa, Chordata, Actinopteri, Syngnathiformes, Syngnathidae. Gene Ontology annotation, molecular function: protein binding. Bases 28 to 1602 code for a protein of 524 amino acids.